AUGACGAGGGGAAAGAAGAAAGUGGUAGCUGUGGAACUAGAGCAGACUCGUUCUUCUUCAUUACUUCACGCUGAAUCAGCCCAGGAGCUCAGCAACAAGAUUCAGACACUGGAAAAGAAGCAACCAUCGUCGUCAGUUAUUGUGGUUGUUCAAGCAAUGAUGGAAGAGACCGAGCCUCCUUUCACCUCUACAAUCAUGGACGAGGUGAUGCCACAGAGGUUUCGGAUACCUCUCGUCAUUCAGUACUCUGGGUCUGGUGACCCAUCCGAGCACGUGGAGGCUUAUCGUUCAUGGAUGCAAAUCCAAACGGUAACGGAUGCGAUGAUGUGUAGGAGAUUUUUUAUCACCCUUACAGGAUCCGCUCGGAGUUGGUACCGACAGCUUAAACCUAAUUUCAUCGGUUCCUUCACAGAUUUAAGUCGACUAUUCCUUACCCAAUUCAUAAGUGGUAAGAGGAGUCGAAAACCCAAUACUCACUUGUUCGCCAUCAAGCAAGAGCCGAAGGAGUCGUUGAAGGACUACAUUGCUCGCUUCAAUGAGGAAGCAUUACUAGUAGAAGAUUAUGAUGACAAGAUGACACUCGCUGCCGUGUUCAGCGGCCUGAAAGAAGGAAAAUUCACUUUCUCCAUUGGAAAGAAUCUACCGAAGACGUUAGCAGAACUCGUUACCAGAGCUCAAAAGUAUACUAACGCCGAGGAAUUCUCCAAUACCCGUAAAAAUGUUCAAGUAACAGAACCGAAUGGUAAGGGGAAGAGGCCAAGGAACGAAGAAACUCAGCCGUCCAGCAAAGGACUAGAUGACUGUACCCCUCGUGAUCGUCGUUCGAGCAGAAAGCCGAAAGGUAACCGUUCCUACACUCCCCUCAACACAUCAGCUGAACAGAUUCUGUUAGACAUCAGAGGGUGCAAGCUUCUGAAUUGGCCCAUUUGUAUGAGGGCCGACCCGGAUCAUCAAGAUAAACAUAAGUAUUGCCGUCUUCACCGAGAUCACGGCCACAACACGACCGACUAUGUAGAUCUCAAAGAUGAGAUCGAGACCCUCAUUCGUAAGGGGCAUGUGUGUCGAUACACUAAGGAAGAAAGAACCGCUCGGAAAGAGGAGCGAGAGCGGGAGCAAGAACAGCCGAAUAACACCAUGGAAGAGCCAGCCGAAAUUCGUACCAUCUUCGAGGGCUCGUCUGGUGGAGGAGAUUCGAACAGGGCUCGGAAAGCCCACUCUCGGAAGUCUGAUCCGGAACACUAUGUCCACUUGACCGAGCGGCCCAGUAAGGAACUUCGGGUCAACCCGUGCAGUCUGACCUUCACGGAAGAAGAUGUGCGUGGAAUCCAGCAUUGGCACGACGAUGCCCUGGUAGUUACUAUGACCAUAGCGAACCGCAAAGUAUAUCGCAUCGUGGUCGACAUUGGAAGCUCGACCAACGUAAUCUACUCCGAAGCCUUCGAAAGAAUGAGGAUUCCGAGGUCCCACCUCAGACCCAUGAAGACCCCUUGCACGGCUUUACCGAAAAAAAAGUAA
Messenger RNA from Magnolia sinica, 1515 nucleotides. RefSeq lists its product as uncharacterized. Bases 1 to 1515 code for a protein of 504 amino acids. Lineage: Eukaryota; Viridiplantae; Streptophyta; Magnoliopsida; Magnoliales; Magnoliaceae. The transcript is spliced from 2 exons. The record is from RefSeq and is a predicted model, not a curated record.